Messenger RNA from Pollicipes pollicipes, 1056 nucleotides. RefSeq names its product zinc finger protein 497-like. Gene Ontology annotation, biological process: regulation of transcription by RNA polymerase II. Gene Ontology annotation, cellular component: nucleus. The transcript is spliced from 4 exons. Bases 1 to 1056 code for a protein of 351 amino acids. NCBI's taxonomy places the organism in Eukaryota, Metazoa, Arthropoda, Thecostraca, Pollicipedomorpha, Pollicipedidae. Gene Ontology annotation, molecular function: DNA-binding transcription factor activity, RNA polymerase II-specific. The record is from RefSeq and is a predicted model, not a curated record.
AUGCUGCGCACGGUGACGGACACGGCGCACCAGUCGCUGGCGCACGUGGCACGACAGCUGGGGCUGUGCGCGGCUGCCAGCGGUCGCCCGCUGGUCUGCGGCCAGUGCGCCGGUCUGCUCAACGGCUACCACCGGCACCGGACGCUCGCGGAGCGGCACAGAGAUGAGCUGCUGCUGCGAGCCAGCCGCUUCGCCAAGGCGUCGCAGCUAGCGUCGCACCAGCGCAUACACUCGGGCGAGAAGCCGUACGGUUGUCCAUGUUGCGGCAAGGCGUUCCGGCUGGCCAAGUAUCUGACCAGCCACCUGCGCACACACACCAACGAGCGGCCGUACGUGUGCGCCACCUGCGGGCGCGCCUUCAAGGAGCCCCAGACGCUGCACGUACACGCGCGAGUGCACUCGGGCGAGCGGCCGUACCGCUGCGCCGUCUGCGAGCGCUCCUUCUCACAGAGCGGCCAUCUGAAGGAGCACCAGCGGGCGCACGAGGCCGCGCCGCCGCUGCGCUCCGCCCACUGUCCGCGGCAGUUCCCGCGGCCCGUGCACCUCCUCGGUCACGUAGCCGAGCAGCACGCCGACUCGCGGCACGUGUGCGCCACGUGCGGCGCCGAGUUCGCGCGCUCCUCGUCGCUGCGCAAGCACGCCGUCACGCACGCGCGCCGCGCGUUCCAGUGCGAGCUGUGCGGAAAGCGCUUCGCGUUCGCGUCCGAGCUGCGCGCGCACGCGCGCGCCGUGCACGAGGGCGAGCGGCGCUUCAUGUGCGAGCGCUGCGGACGCGCCUUCUCGCAGGGCGGCCACCUGAAGACGCACCUACGCACGCACUCGGGCGAGCGGCCGCACCGCUGCGGCGUGUGCGGGCGUCGCUUCGCGCGCCGCGACGCGCUGACCUGCGCCGGCUGCGGCCGCGCCUACACCCACCGCUCCGGCCUGCGCUGCCACGCGCGGCUGUGCCCUGCGUCCGCCCGCUCCGCCGCCGGCGAGGACGCGGUGCGCGGUGGUGGUGAGGACCCCGUGAUUGAGGACGCGUCGGGUGCAGCGUAUCUCGGCUGUGCUGAGUGA